Messenger RNA from Protopterus annectens (West African lungfish), 915 nucleotides. RefSeq names its product gap junction protein delta 2 (gene GJD2). NCBI's taxonomy places the organism in Eukaryota, Metazoa, Chordata, Ceratodontiformes, Protopteridae. Gene Ontology annotation, biological process: cell communication. Gene Ontology annotation, cellular component: connexin complex. The coding region runs from base 1 to 915 and encodes 304 amino acids. The transcript is spliced from 2 exons. The record is from RefSeq and is a predicted model, not a curated record.
AUGGGGGAAUGGACCAUCCUGGAAAGGCUUUUGGAGGCCGCUGUUCAACAGCAUUCUACAAUGAUAGGGAGGAUUCUGUUGACCGUAGUUGUAAUCUUCCGAAUCCUUAUUGUGGCAAUCGUUGGAGAAACAGUCUAUGAUGAUGAGCAAACUAUGUUUGUCUGCAACACCCUGCAACCGGGAUGUAACCAGGCGUGCUAUGAUAAAGCAUUUCCAAUCUCCCAUAUAAGGUACUGGGUUUUCCAAAUUAUUAUGGUGUGCACCCCAAGCCUCUGUUUUAUAACAUAUUCUGUCCACCAGUCUGCCAAACAAAAAGAAAGGAGAUAUAGUUCUGUCUUCUUAUCUUUGGAAAGAGACCAUGACAUGCUGAAACGUGAAGACAGCAAGAAAAUAAAGAAUACCAUUGUCAAUGGUGUACUGCAGAACACAAAAAAUUCGACAAAAGAAAAUGAACCAGAUAGCUCAGAAACAAAAGAACUGCAUAAUUCAGUGAGUAGAACUGUAAAGUCAAAAAUGAGAAGACAGGAAGGAAUUUCUCGGUUUUACAUUAUCCAGGUUGUUUUCAGAAAUGCACUGGAAAUAGGAUUCCUGGUAGGACAAUAUUUUCUUUAUGGUUUCAAUGUCCCAUCUAUGUAUGAGUGUGACAGAUACCCUUGUAUUAAGGAGGUGGAAUGCUAUGUAUCCAGACCAACUGAAAAGACUGUUUUCCUUGUGUUUAUGUUUGCUGUAAGUGGAAUAUGUGUACUGCUAAAUUUAGCAGAACUGAAUCACCUGGGUUGGAGGAAGAUCAAAACAGCUGUAAGAGGAGUACAAGCAAGAAGAAAAUCUAUAUGUGAAAUCAGAAAUAAAGAUUUGCCCAAAAUGAGUGUACCUAACUUUGGCAGGACCCAGUCAGCUGACUCUGCAUAUGUAUGA